CAUCGCUCAAAAGACAGACCCAGGAAACAUCAGAUUCGCCUCGAAAAUUUCGAACAACCGCGUGUGUAUAUAAUAUACCUUGCUACGAAAGAAUUAGUUAAAGAAUUUGUAGAAGUACAGAAAACUGUACUAAUCGGAACACAAACCUUAAACAUCCGACCGCUCGUCAACAGUAAUAAGCGCAUUAUAUUAUCAAACGUACCCCCAAUAAUCCCUCACAGCUACAUUCUUGACGAACUGCACAAACUAAACAUUGAAAUAAUAUCGCCCCUCUCCUUCCUUCGAGUGGGACUGAAUGAACCUGGCUUUGCACAUAUUAUGAGCUUCCGCAGACAAGUGUACAUUAAAGCUAAUGACGCAUUAAAUUACCUGAAAUUCUUCAAUAACUACAAUAUAUACCCUACCACUGACUCACCGGCAUGCUUUAUCUGCCACGUAGAAGGUCACUUAGCUAAAGAAUGCCCAGCUAACAAUCCUAAAACUUCUGAUAAUCCAAGUCAACCAAAUCAAUCUGAGACACAACAACCCCCCAGUAACCGUGAACCAAGUCGCCCAAAUGCUCCCAAGGCCGGGGACAAACCCCCGAUGCCCCUGUUGGACUCAGGCUUCAAAAGACCCUAUGCCCUCUCGGGAACUUCUACAGAAUCAACAUCAUCAAUCACCUAUAAAAGGGAACUUACCAUGCGGGAUAAAACGGCGAACAAAAAAAAAAAAGAAGACAAAACUGAAAAAAUUAACGAACCUCUACAAAUACCCGUGUCAGUACAGAACGAGAUGUCAAACAACCCUACCAAACACCCUUGCAAUUUCAACCAACUACAAAAUCUAUACGACAGAACUAAAGGCGAAAAACAAGUGAAGAACAUCAUCGAAGAGUUCAAAAUAGACCCAACACAAACAAUAAUGAUGCUCUCCUCGCUCUAUCCCCUCCUCAGCUCACGGGGAAUGAAAUCAAGAUUUACUAAGCUAAGAAAUAGAAUCAGAGAUGAAUAUAAAAUUGAAUAUGAAAUAUCUCUCGGCUCAGAUUCGAAUAAGUCCAGAUAUAACGACAGCACUGACAUUGAGAUGUCAGGAGAUGACACAGUCUUACAC
Cotesia congregata is the source of this 1092-nucleotide messenger RNA. The record is from the annotation of a GenBank genome assembly. Lineage: Eukaryota; Metazoa; Arthropoda; Insecta; Hymenoptera; Braconidae.